Messenger RNA from Labeo rohita (rohu), 1097 nucleotides. Its product is annotated as stonustoxin subunit alpha-like. The coding region runs from base 74 to 706 and encodes 210 amino acids. The transcript is spliced from 2 exons. Gene Ontology annotation, molecular function: protein binding. NCBI's taxonomy places the organism in Eukaryota, Metazoa, Chordata, Actinopteri, Cypriniformes, Cyprinidae. The record is from RefSeq and is a predicted model, not a curated record.
ACCACACAGCAAGUACCCUAGCAACCACUGAGUACCUUGGCAACUGCAUAGCAACAGUUUGUUAACUGACUGAAUGUGUCUGUGUGUGUUUUCUAGUGUUGAUCAUGGAGGAGAAUCCAGGAUUACAGCAGGACUGAAGAAAUAUGCCUGUUUUCUCAAACUGGAUCCAAACACAGCAAACCAUUAUCUCAUUCUGUCUGAGGACAACAGGAAAGUAACACGUGUGAGAGAGAGACAGUCGUAUUCUGAUCAUCCAGACAGAUUUGAUCAUGUGUUAAAUCCUCAGGUGUUGUGUAGAGAGAGUGUGUGUGGACGCUGUUAUUGGGAGGUUGAGUGGAGUGAAUAUCAUGGUGUGUUUAUAUCAGUGUCAUAUAAGAGCAUCAGCAGGAAGGGAGACAGUGAUGAGUGUUUGUUUGGAUCUAAUGAUCAGUCGUGGAGUUUGAUCUGCUCUCCUGACAGAUACUCAUUCAGACACAAUAAGAUAGUGACUGAUCUUCAUGUGAAGCCCAUCAUCAGUAGAAUAGGAGUGAAUGAUGAUGAAUAUAUCAGUAGAGUAGGAGUGUAUGUGGAUGUGAGUGCAGGAACUCUGUCCUUCUACAGCGUCUCUGACACAAUGAGUCUCAUCCUCACAGUCCAGACCACAUUCACUCAGCCGCUCUAUCCUGGGUUUACUGUUUUAAACGAAUCAUCAGUAAAACUGUGUUGAUGAAUCAGAAUAGACUGAUGAAAUAUUGUACCCAUAAUGCUUUGAGCUGCAUGAUGAAUCAGUAAGAGUGAGAUGUUAUUGAGUCUCUUCAUGACAUUAAUACUGCAGCUCAACUUCUGUCACUCAAAUAACAGUCAGAAUAAAUGUGUCAGAAAUCCUCAUAUAGACCGUAACAUCAGUGUGUCUGUGUCUACAUUUGUGUUUUUAUUCUCAUUAAUCAUUUAUUUUAUUAGUCAAAAUGUAAAAAUGCCACAAUCAUGAUUUAUUAAGAACAUGUAAUUAAUUUCUCCAUAUUGUUUUUGUACAGAAAAUAAAACACAAUGACAAAUCAACUUGAGAUCAGAUUUUAAUUGAUGUUUGUAUCAUGAAUAUAAUCAAUUCCUCACAAGUC